AUGCUCUGGGAACUGUAUGUAUUUGUGUUUGCUGCCUCGGUUUUUUUAAAUUUUGUAGGAAUCAUUGCAAAUCUAUUUAUUAUAGUGAUAAUUAUUAAGACUUGGGUCAACAGUCGCAGAAUUGCCUCUCCGGAUAGGAUCCUGUUCAGCUUGGCCAUCACUAGAUUCCUGACUUUGGGGUUGUUUCUACUGAACAGUGUCUACAUUGCUACAAAUACUGGAAGGUCAGUCUACUUUUCCACAUUUUUUCUAUUGUGUUGGAAGUUUCUGGAUGCAAACAGUCUCUGGUUAGUGACCAUUCUGAACAGCUUGUAUUGUGUGAAGAUUACUAAUUUUCAACACCCAGUGUUUCUCCUGUUGAAACGGACUAUCUCUAUGAAGACCACCAGCCUGCUGUUGGCCUGUCUUCUGAUUUCAGCCCUCACCACUCUCCUAUAUUAUAUGCUCUCACAGAUAUCACGUUUUCCUGAACACAUAAUUGGGAGAAAUGACACGUCAUUUGACCUCAGUGAUGGUAUCUUGACGUUAGUAGCCUCUUUGGUCCUGAACUCACUUCUACAGUUUAUGCUCAAUGUGACUUUUGCUUCCUUGUUAAUACAUUCCUUGAGAAGACAUAUACAGAAGAUGCAGAGAAACAGGACCAGCUUUUGGAAUCCCCAGACGGAGGCUCACAUGGGUGCUAUGAGGCUGAUGAUCUGUUUCCUCGUGCUCUACAUUCCAUAUUCAAUUGCUACCCUGCUCUAUCUUCCUUCCUAUAUGAGGAAGAAUCUGAGAGCCCAGGCCAUUUGCAUGAUUAUUACUGCUGCUUACCCUCCAGGACAUUCUGUCCUCCUCAUUAUCACACAUCAUAAACUGAAAGCUAAAGCAAAGAAGAUUUUCUGUUUCUACAAGUAG
Mus musculus (house mouse) is the source of this 894-nucleotide messenger RNA. It is a transcript of the gene Tas2r108, whose product is annotated as taste receptor, type 2, member 108. The coding region runs from base 1 to 894 and encodes 297 amino acids. Gene Ontology annotation, molecular function: G protein-coupled receptor activity; bitter taste receptor activity. The transcript has a single exon. The record is from RefSeq and is marked provisional. Gene Ontology annotation, biological process: sensory perception of taste; G protein-coupled receptor signaling pathway; signal transduction. Lineage: Eukaryota; Metazoa; Chordata; Mammalia; Rodentia; Muridae. Gene Ontology annotation, cellular component: membrane; ciliary membrane.